Manis pentadactyla (Chinese pangolin) is the source of this 1752-nucleotide messenger RNA. It is a transcript of the gene ZSCAN12, whose product is annotated as zinc finger and SCAN domain containing 12. NCBI's taxonomy places the organism in Eukaryota, Metazoa, Chordata, Mammalia, Pholidota, Manidae. The record is from RefSeq and is a predicted model, not a curated record. Gene Ontology annotation, molecular function: RNA polymerase II cis-regulatory region sequence-specific DNA binding; DNA-binding transcription factor activity. Gene Ontology annotation, biological process: regulation of transcription by RNA polymerase II.
AUGGCAUCUACUUGGCCUAUCCAGGCCCCCAAGGACCAGGAUGAACUUUUGGAAGUAAAAAUAGAGGAAGAGGAGGAAUGUAAGUAUGCCACCACACAGGAUCAGAACCUACAAAAGAACAGUUCACACAACAGAGAGGUAUUCUGACAGUACUCUUGGCAGUUCUGCUACCAGGAAACAUCUGGACCCCAUGAGGCUUUGAGCCGACUGCAGGAACUUUGCUGUCAGUGGCUGAGGCCAGAGACCCACACCAAAGAGCAGAUCCUGGAGCUGCUGGUGCUGGAGCAGUUCCUGACCAUCCUGUCCAAGGAGCUCCAAGCCUGGGUGCAGGAACAGCAUCCAGAGAAUGGGAAAGAGGUGGUGACUGUGCUGGAGGAUUUAGAGAGAGAGUUGGAUGAGCCAGGAUAUCAGGUCUCUGUCCACACUGAGGAACAGGAAAUGUUCUUGCAGGAGAUGACAUCUCUAGGAACAGAACAGGGACCUAGUAUGCCCUUCCCAUUGAUGAAAGCCCAGCUGAAGUGUGAAUCUUCAGAACUUGAAGCCCAACAGGAGCAAGUUUCAGAUGUUGAACCUGGAAAUGAGAACAGGAAUUUAAUUCGAAAGCAAGAAAUUUCUGAAGAAAUGGAACCAUGUGGGAAUAUAUCUACCAGAUUUGAAAAUGAAAUAUCCCAUUCUGUGAGGUAUGGAAAAACUUGUGAACAUGAAGAAAAAACAGAAGAGCCCUCUGGGUACUCCAGGGAAUAUAAACAACUUGCAGGUGAUGAAAAUGGUGUAAGUUUGACUGAGAACUCAGACCUUACUGAACACCAGAGACUCUGUCCAUUAGAAAAACCUUAUAAAUGUGAUGACUGUGGAAAAGCUUUUAGUCAGCACUCAUGCCUCAUAGAACAUCAGAGGAUCCAUACUGGAGACAGGCCUUACAGAUGUGAGGAAGGUGGAAAAAGUUUCCUUUGGAGAACUGUGCUUAUUCGACAUAAAAUAAUACACACUGGAGAGAAACCAUAUAAAUGUAAUGAGUGGGGCAAAGCCUUUGGCAGAUGAUCAGCUCUUAAUCAACAUCAGAGACUUCACACAGGAGAGAAACACUACCACUGUAAUGAAUGUGGGAAAGUCUUUAGCCAGAAAGUGGGUCUCUUUCACCAUCUCAAGAUCCACAUAAGAGACAAACCAUAUCAUUGUACUCAGUGCAAUAAAAGUUUUAGUCGACGUUCAAUACUUACUCAGCAUCAAGGCAUUCAUACUGGGGCAAAGCCCUAUGAGUGCAAUGACUGUGGAAAAGCCUUUGUAUAUAAAUCAUCCCUUGUUUCCCAUCAGGAAAUCCACCACAAAGAAAAAUGCUAUCAGUGUAAGUAAUGUGGGAAAUCCUUCAGUCAGAGCCUUAUUCAGCAUCAAAUAAUCCACAUUGGGGAGAAACCCUACAAGUGUGAUGUAUGUGGAAAAGCCUUUAUUCAGAGGACAAGUUUCAUAGAACAUCAGCAGACUCACACUGGAGUGAGACCCUAUAAAUGUGAUAAGUGUGGGAAGGAUCAAAGAUCAGUCCUCAUGGAACAUCAGAGUAUCCACACUUGAGAGAGGCCCUACAAGUGUGAUGAGUGUGGCAAAGCCUUCAGACAGAGGUCAGGUCUUAGUAAACACCAGAGAAUCCAUAAUAGAGGUGGUGCUUUUAAAUGUAAAGAGUGUGGGGAAUUGUUCAGGCAGAACUCAACUUUUAUUCAACAUCAGACUAUCCACAAAGGAGAAAAAUCUGUGUGA